GGCAGUCCCUCCCCCCGCCCCCCGCCCGCCCCUCCGGCCGCCUCUGCCGCCGCGCGCCGCAGCAGCGCCGCCUUCCCUGCGCAGUCGGUGUCUCCGCGUCGCUGGGUGGGACUUGGCUUGGCGGCCAUGGGCAAGCAGAACAGCAAGCUGCGACCGGAGAUGCUGCAGGACCUGCGGGAGAACACGGAGUUCUCCGAGCUGGAGCUUCAGGAGUGGUACAAGGGCUUCCUCAAGGACUGUCCCACGGGCAUCCUCAACGUGGACGAGUUCAAGAAGAUCUACGCCAACUUCUUCCCCUAUGGUGACGCCUCCAAAUUCGCCGAGCACGUCUUCCGCACGUUUGACACCAACAGCGACGGCACCAUCGACUUCCGGGAGUUCAUCAUUGCACUGAGUGUGACCUCACGUGGCCGCCUGGAGCAGAAGCUCAUGUGGGCCUUCAGCAUGUACGACCUGGAUGGCAACGGCUACAUCAGCCGUGAGGAGAUGCUCGAGAUUGUGCAGGCCAUUUACAAGAUGGUUUCGUCUGUGAUGAAGAUGCCGGAGGACGAGUCGACCCCAGAAAAGAGGACCGAGAAAAUCUUCCGCCAAAUGGACACAAACAACGACGGCAAGCUGUCCCUGGAGGAGUUCAUCCGCGGGGCCAAAAGCGACCCGUCUAUAGUGCGCCUGCUGCAGUGCGACCCCAGCAGCGCCUCCCAGUUCUGAGCGAGAGGACCCAGGUUCCCCCUCCUCCCUGCCUUCACUGGCCCUCUCCCGGCUAUCAGCUUCCUCUCCCUUGUGUCCAUCCAGCCUGGGGGUCACACUGGGCACCCCCCAGGGCCUGCACUGGAGAAGGGAACCCCGCAGUACCCCUAAGGCCCAAGCAAGCAAGAGGUCAGCACCGUCAAUCUGAGAGGCAGUAUCUCCCUUAGGCAAGGAUUGAGACGCAGGCUCUGGCUGGGUCUGCCCUCCCUCGCCCAGACAGAACUUCGACCAUUCUCCCCCACCCACGCAUCCCCCCCACGCACCCCACGCCUCCCCUACUCCCACGCAGCCCCAAGCUCCUCCCCCAACCACCGGCAAGCUCCCCAACCCCCACCCCACCCUUGUAGCUCUCAGUCAGGGUGGAAGGGGGGAAGUGUUCCCAGGUGUGGAGGCUGUCUUCAUCUGGAAAGGAGAGAAGGAUUCCAGAGGUGGCGGGGGUUUGAGGAAAAAGCUUCCUUGAGCCAUCCUUUCCUGCAGGAGAGCCUCAAUCCUUCCUGUUCCACUGCUCUUGUUCUCCUGGAGGCCAGGAAAACAAGAGGAAAACCUUGGGGUUCCAGCCUCCCAGCUGUGGGUCCCAUGAACCCCCGCUUGCCUUCCAGCACUUGGAUGAACACAGACCCACUGAUUCUGCUGUGUAUGUUUCCUCCCUCACACACACACACAGGCCCACGGAUGGGCAGACACCCCCAGAGCCCCAACCACAGCACCCUUGUGGGAAAGCAGCACAGCCCCUCCCAUGUCCCUUCCCCUGCUGCAUGCAUCCACGUGGAGCAUCUCUGUUCUUUUUAAUAACUUCAGAAUAAAGUCUCAUUUCAGUGCA
This is a messenger RNA of Lutra lutra (Eurasian river otter), 1567 nucleotides long. RefSeq names its product hippocalcin (gene HPCA). NCBI's taxonomy places the organism in Eukaryota, Metazoa, Chordata, Mammalia, Carnivora, Mustelidae. Bases 127 to 708 code for a protein of 193 amino acids. Gene Ontology annotation, molecular function: calcium ion binding. The record is from RefSeq and is a predicted model, not a curated record. The transcript is spliced from 4 exons.